This is a messenger RNA of Esox lucius (northern pike), 2836 nucleotides long. RefSeq names its product arachidonate 15-lipoxygenase B. Gene Ontology annotation, molecular function: iron ion binding; protein binding; oxidoreductase activity, acting on single donors with incorporation of molecular oxygen, incorporation of two atoms of oxygen. The coding region runs from base 98 to 2107 and encodes 669 amino acids. Lineage: Eukaryota; Metazoa; Chordata; Actinopteri; Esociformes; Esocidae. Gene Ontology annotation, biological process: linoleic acid metabolic process; lipid oxidation. The record is from RefSeq and is a predicted model, not a curated record. The transcript is spliced from 15 exons.
UCAUCGAAAUUGCCUUUUUUGGGUCCCAGUGACCCAUCUCCGGACGGGACCCCAACACAAACACCUCUAUAUUUGCACACUCCGGGGUAUCCUCAAAAUGGUUAAAUAUCAAGUAGAGGUGACAACAGGGGGCGUUGUACUCUCUGGCACAUCGGACUACAUUUAUAUUACAUUGAUUGGAACAGAGGGGAACAGCAUGCGCACCAACCUUGACAACUACGGACCAGACUUCAUGACUGCAAUGACAAGGACCUACACAGUGACCACUCCCUCGUCUCUAGGUAGCCUCCUCCUGGUUAAGCUGGAAAAAGAGCAAUACCUGCACCUACCAGAUAAUAAGUGGUUCUGCUCCAAGCUCGUCGUUACAACUACUGAGAAUGAUGUCAUCCUCUUCCCCUGUUACAGAUGGGUAACCAGAGGAAAAGUUGUGGAGCUGAGAGGGGGAAGAGCGAGUAAGGGGUUUGAGGAUGAGCACCCCAUCCUGGUUGGCCAUCGUAAAAGGGAGAUGUUGCGUCAUAACGAACUGUUCCAGUGGAGUGUGUAUGCAGAGGGAGUCCCCCACAUCAACAGCGCCACUGAAGUCUCAGCCCUCCCUUCUGAAAUUCAGUUUUCCUUCUCCAAAGCGGCUGAGUUUAUUUUGACAGAACAUACCGUUUUGGCUGAACUCAAACUAAAGGGCACUGCUGAGUCCACCAAGCAAUGGGAAGAUUUGGAUAGCAUGAAAAAGGUAUUCUGGUGCAACAGAACACCCAUCGCAGAGUAUGUUUCUGAGCACUGGAAGGAGGAUGACUUUUUCGGGUCUCAGUUUCUGAAUGGAACCAAUCCUAAUGUGAUCAAACGCUGCCCAAUGCUUCCUCCUAACUUCCCAGUUAAAGAUGAAAUGGUAAAGCCCUUCCUGGAGGCAGGGAGCUCCCUGGAAAUUGAGAUUCAGAAAGGAAACAUAUUUAUUUGUGACUACAAAAGGCUUCAGGGUGUGCCAACCCGGAAGGUCAAUGGCAAACCACUGCCCCUCACUGCUGCCUUAUGUCUUUUCUACAAGAACCCAGAGGAUAAACUGCUGCCUAUCGCCAUUCAGCUGGAGCAGCAGCCUUCAGAGCAGAACCCCAUAUUUCUGCCUAGCGACACUGAGGAUGACUGGGUGCUUGCCAAGAUGUUUGUGAGGAAUGCAGAUUUCUCAGAGUUUGAGAUCAGCUACCAUCUUCUGGGCACCCAUUUACUUGCAGAGGUUUUUGCUAUGGCAACUCUCCGAAACCUUUCUAUCAUACACCCUCUCCACAAGUUGCUGAUACCCCACUUCCGUUACACCCUCCAGAUCAACCUUCUUGCUCGGAAAAAACUGAUUAAUCCUGGUGGACCCUUAGCAAAUGGUGCUAUGGGACUGGAGGGGCUGAAGGAACUCCUGAAAAGGGCACAUUCAGAUAUCACCUACAGCUCCCUCUGUCUGCCGGAGAAUAUCAUUGCACGAGGACUGGAUUCCAUCCCCAACUUCUACUACAGGGAUGAUGGUCUGAAUCUGUGGAACAUCAUCAACAGCUUUGUCCAGGGCAUGCUGGAGUACUACUACUCCUCUGAUGGUGAGGUGUCCAAGGACGCAGAGCUUCAGGAUUGGAUUAAUGAGAUCUUCAUCCAUGGGUUCCUUGAAAAUGACAAGUCGGGAAUCCCUCAGCGAUUUGACAAAGUAGAGGAUGUUGUCAGAUUUGUUACCAUGGUUAUUUUCACUGUGUCAGCUCAACAUGGUGCCCUCAAUAUCGGGCAGUUUGACUACUGCAGUUGGGUACCCAACAACCCUCUAUUUUUGCGCAAAACUCCUCCCACCAAUAAGGGGAGCUCUAACAUGAGCACCGUUUUGGAAGCACUCCCAGAUGUCGGCACUACCGUCAGCAACAUGGCCUCAGUGUGGCAGCUUAGCAAGAGAUACUCUGACAUAAUUUCCCUUGGUACAUAUCCGGAUCAACUCUUUGAUGAAGCUACACCCCUCCAGAUCAUGAAGCAGUUCCAAGCCGAGCUGUCCUACCUCAGUGAGGCAAUUAGUGCGAGGAAUGACAGGCUUAUACUACCUUAUAACUACCUGAAUCCGGCACUGGUGGAAAAUAGUGUGUCCAUAUGAUGGAUCUUAUGCCCAGCUAGGCUGGUUCAUCGAUUGUAUGUACUGCACAGCACAUUAAAAUGACUACAGGUGACUUUAGUAACAUUGGACAACUACAAGAAAGAAGUCCUGGGAUCAGAAACUGCCCCAGAGUCCUAGAGUUAAUCAUCAUGGCUAGUAAUUGAAGGGAAUGUGACAUUGUAACGGAUUAAUUAAAGUGGAUUACAAAUGCAAAUUACUAUCAUUCUAUGUUGGGCAAAUGGUUACUGACUGGUGGAAUAGUAGGUGUGGUGGUGAGUUGUGGCUGAAUGUCUUAUUUCAUCAGAUAUGCACCCACGAGCUGGAGUUCCUACCUGUGACAGUUCCCCAUUAUCCUCACACAUUGACUGAAACUGUUAUUUUGUAAGUCCAUUAUAACUUCCUCUUUAAUGUCAUCUGUUGAGUACCUGAUAGAGACUUGGGUGUUCAUUUCAAUGUCCCAAAGUGUUCUGUGACCAUUAUGCUGUACAAAUGAUGUGAUGAAAUCCGACAAUCUAAUUUUAUUAAUAAAUAAUAAUCACUAGUAGGGCCUAAUGGCAGGCUAUCACUUAUACUGAGAAGUAUUGAAUUGUUUGUUUAGAAUGCAGUCCAUAUUGAAAGUCAAAUAUGACUACAGCUCAAGGCCACUAAAGAUAUUACAUUUUUGAAUGGAUAAACAUUAUGCUACAAUGUAUGGAAGCAUAUAGUUAACUUAAUUAAAAUAUGAAUACA